This is a messenger RNA of Pyrus x bretschneideri (Chinese white pear), 2708 nucleotides long. Its product is annotated as inactive leucine-rich repeat receptor-like protein kinase CORYNE. The record is from RefSeq and is a predicted model, not a curated record. The coding region runs from base 899 to 2083 and encodes 394 amino acids. Gene Ontology annotation, molecular function: protein kinase activity; ATP binding. Gene Ontology annotation, biological process: protein phosphorylation. The transcript has 2 exons. Lineage: Eukaryota; Viridiplantae; Streptophyta; Magnoliopsida; Rosales; Rosaceae.
CGCUGUUGGUUCCCUGUAGACGGCCAGAAUCUCCUCCCCUCACCAACCAGCGGCGGAGACGUGUUCAGCGUUUUCCUGGCCUUGUCUCACGCAGUUCGAUGUUUAGCUUUCGGGCCACUCGUGAUAGCGACACAGUGCCAACGUGUCUCCGUGGACCCCACCGCUUACGGGGGUUCGAAAGGCGGGAAGCCCAGUUUUGUCCUCCGCAGCAUGAGAGAGAGAAAGAAAAAAAAAGCAAACAGCCACAGAAAGUGUCUCUCUCUCUCCUCCCAAAACCCAGAGAGCGAUUUUGUGCAGUUGGGUAGUUUCAGUUUGUGAAGAGAAAGGGACUCGCUUUCUGUGUGAAAUUCAAGCUUUGGGACUUGUUUUUUUUUUUUUUUGUUCUUUCGGUCGCCAUUUUUUGCAAACAUUUCAACUCAGUAGUUUCAGUAGUGGGUUUAAACUUAAAAGAGUAAAAAAAAACAAAGAGUGUUUUGAUUUGAAGAGAAAAAAAAUAUGCGAAUCGGUGACGAAACGAUUCGUUGCGUCUUUUCUCUGAAGAUUUUCCCAUAAAAAAAUUCGAAUUUUAUCUGAUAUUCUCCCUCUCUAUCUCUCUCCCCUCCUUCAUGACUCCUUGAAGCUUUCUCCUUGAUGGGGUUUUCUCACUUUCCCGCAGAGCUGCAAGCGUUUCUCGGCGGCGUUGCAUUUUCUGCGCCUCCAUGUUGCACGGUGGCUGAAGCCCUGAGAAAAAUAGAACAAAAAUUUGAGCUUUUGAUGCCAAAGCAGCUGUUGCUUUGAGUAUUUUUGGUUGGAUUCUGAAGAAAGAUUGCAGCUUUGAUGUUGGUUUUGCUAAUUUUCAUCUGGGUUUUACUGGGUUUCAGUUGAUUUUUGCUGGGAUUUUUUUUGGAUUUCUAUUGGAAUGGAUAGAAGAAGAAGAAGAAGAAGCACCUCGGAAAUGAACAAUCCAAUCCCAAGGCUUCUCCUUUUGCUAUUGAUUUUCUGCUGCCGGCAAGGGGCUGUGCAGUCCCAAGAAACCGAGCCUCCGUCACCGGCGAAGCAUCCCCACUCGAAGAACGAGCUCCAAAGAAUCAUUCUGAGCAUCGUGUUGGGAGUCCUGACCGGACUAAUUUGUGCCCUCCUCACUGCACUCUUAGUCCGGUGCUUUGUCCGCUACAUCAGCAGAACCCCAAUUCUCAAAGGGCCCGUCAUAUUCUCCCCGAAGAUCGACCCCAAAACGCUCCAAUUAGCACUAGCUAGUGAAAACCGGUUGCUGGGUUCUAGCCCCAAUGGGAAGUACUGCAGGACUGUUCUGGACACUGGGCUGAUUAUUGCAGUCAAGCAGCUCGGACCCUUUUCAGAGUGUGGCUCGCCGGAGGCUCAGAGCAAGGCGGCGAAGCGGCGGAUACAGCAGGAGCUUGAAGUGCUUGCUGGCCUGAGACACAGGCAUUUGAUGAGCCUGCGGGCUUAUGUUCGCGAACACGAUAGGUUCUCUUUGGUUUAUGAUUUUAUGCCUAAUGGGAGCUUGGAGGAUGCUAUGAAUAGAGUUAGAGAAACCCAGCUGCAGCUUAGUUGGGAAGUUCGGCUUCGGAUUGCUGUCGGGGUAAUUAAGGGGCUUCAGUAUCUGCAUUCGUAUGUUCCUCAGAUUAUGCAUUGCAAUUUAAAGCCUACAAAUGUUAUGUUGGAUUCGGAGUUUGAGCCGAGGUUGGGAGAUUACGGGUUGGCCAAGCUUGCGCCUUAUUUGAAUGGAGCAACAUCUGGCUACAGUGCUCCAGAGUGUUUCCAGAAUGGCAGGUACACGGAUAAGAGCGACAUUUUCAGCUUUGGGAUGAUAUUGGGCGUUUUGUUAACCGGAAGAGAUCCAACCGAUCCCUUCUUUGGGGAAGCAGCUAGUGGUGGAAGUUUAGGGCGCUGGUUGCGGCACUUGCAGCAAGCAGGCGAGGCACGGGAAGCAUUAGAUAAGAGUAUAAUAGGGGAAGAAGGGGAGGAAGAUGAUGAGAUGUUGAUGGCAGUGCGAAUCGCAGUUGUAUGCCUAUCCGAUCUGCCCGCAGAGAGACCCUCAAGCGAUGAACUUGUUCACAUGCUAACCCAACUGAACAGUUUUUGAUCAGAUGUAAGUAUUUUAUGUUGAAGCUCCUAUUUCUGUAGAUUUUGGGGAACUUAGACUUCAGAAAGAUUUGCUUCUGCAAUCUGCACAUUUCUCUUAGAAUUGUAUACUUUCACUGUUUAAAUCUGUGGAUAUUCACUGUGGCGAAGAAGCUGGAAGUCAAGGAAGUAUCGAACUUUUGGAGUAAAAGUGAGGAGAUUAACAAUGUGGGGGCACAUAUCAAUUAUUUUUGUUUUUCACCUCCCAAUGAUUGUAGGGCUUUGCUGGCUGUUUUCAAAAUCACGGGAAAGAUCGUUCUACCUCUUCACCCAUCUGAGAUUGCCAGCGACUCGUAUAAUUCCAAUGUCGAUGUCGUAGUCCCAUGUAUUGGAAUUUGGUGGUCUACUUACCUUCUUUUUUUUUUUUUUUUUUUUUUUUUUUUUGUCAAACGAUAGAUUUGUUAGAUUAGAGAGCUGGCAUGAUUCAAACACGCCGUGGUGUAAUGUAACACUCCUCUCCACAACGGUGGUUGAGGGUUGCUUGUUGGCUUUUUAAUGUAUUUGGAAUAACUAGACAUAAUAUAACUGUAAAAUUAAGGGUUUGUUUGGUAUGCAAUUUGAAUUAAUUUUUUUUUUAAACGUAAAAA